Stylophora pistillata is the source of this 8091-nucleotide messenger RNA. RefSeq lists its product as uncharacterized. The record is from RefSeq and is a predicted model, not a curated record. Gene Ontology annotation, molecular function: calcium ion binding. NCBI's taxonomy places the organism in Eukaryota, Metazoa, Cnidaria, Anthozoa, Scleractinia, Pocilloporidae.
GAUUGCAAGGGCUAUGCUUUGGUCCUCUUGGCUUAUUAGAGAGAUUCAAAGAAAAAGUUCAGGAAUAUGCACAAAUUUGUCGUAUUAGUAUUUUUGUUCUUGUUAAUAGUGAUAAUUUGGAAUUACGUUGGGGCAGCAGUGAAUGGAGGCUGGUCCGGUUGGUCUGCAUGGAGCGGUUGUGCAGCAGGUAUUUGCGCGGGAAAUCAGCGCAUUCGAACGAGAACUUGCACCAAUCCCGUACCAAGUGACGAUGGAAAAUAUUGCGAUGAAGGAGAAAGUUCGGAGCAAAAAGAUUGCAUGAUUAACGGAGGAUUUACAGAGUGGAGCCAAUGGUCUUUAUGCGACAAUCCGUGCGGGGGAUCUGUGGUAAACAGAAGUAGAGCCUGUACCAACCCCACCCCCACUCCCGAUGGGAAGCCGUGUUCUGGUGAUGCAUUCCAAACGAAACUUGAAUGUAUCUGGCCGUGUCCAACUGGUCCUCUUGACGGCGGGUGGGGUGCCUGGAGUCCUUGGACACAGUGUCCUAAAACAUGUGGAAUACCUGGAGGAAACGUUCUGAGAAGAACGAGGUUAUGCAAUCGACCACCCCCAAUGAAUGGUGGUAAACAGUGUGUUGGAAACGGCACCGAAACGGCGAGAGCUUGUUUCGCAGAGUGUCCAGUCAAUGGCGCCUUUGGUCUUUGGUCACCUUGGACAACGUGUAGUAAGACGUGUGGGACUGGCACUCAGUCAAGAAGUAGACUCUGUAAUAACCCAACCCCUACCGGUGGGGGACAAAACUGCACUGGGGACCCUACUCAGGCAAAGAGUUGCAAAAUCAAGUCCUGUCCAGGGGCGGUAAAUGGAGGGUGGUCAGCGUAUUCGCCUUGGACAGCAUGCACAGAGGCUAAAUAUUGUCUGCAAGGAAUCAAGAAAAGGACAAGAAGCUGUACAAAUCCUCCUCCAGCAAAUGGCGGAGAUGAGUGUGCUGGUCUGGUGGAAGAGGAAAAGGUUUGUCCCACACAAGAGGAUGGAUGUACAACGUAUCAACCCAACAAGCCAGACAAAACGCCAACAGACCCAGCAUCCUGGAUUGCUAUAGAAUGUGAAGCAGCCGAAAAGUUCUCAGCUACCGGGGCUCACAAACAAGAUGUUCCUUUUGCUGUAUACUCAAACUUCAACUUCAUGAAAACUGAGUUGGAAAGCGGGUGGUUUGCCAUCCAAGUAGUCCCUGAUGAUAAAGACGAUUACGGACAAAAAAAAUUGACUAAGGUUUGUUUUGAGAUAAUCGAUCCGCUGACCAUCAACAAGGUUGUUACAAAUAAAGCAACAUACUAUUCAAAAAUAUCCGCGAUACCGGAAUGGACUAAGCCCGAAUUGAGUGAAACCGUUCCUGCGUUUACCAUCUGGAUUGACGAGUCACAAGCUCUUAGAAAAUACGAAUUUCAGUGCGCAAAAUCAGAUGAGUAUGUGCCGUUUACCGGAUUCGUCGUCAAAAAUGUUAGAUUCACGUAUUACACAGAAGGUAAUUCUCAGACGUUUAAAGCAAAGGGGGAUCAUUAUAUCGCGUCAGGAACUGCAUUCCGCACUGAAGUGAAGAAAGAUGUUAUAAGUGGAUCAGUGUACGCUAAAGGCACUGCAUCUUCUAUUACAUUUGUGGACGUAAUGGCCUCCUUCGGGUUAAAGCCUAGCUCCUUGCCAGAUUUCUUUGUGAAUGCUUUGAAAGGAAUUGGUCUGUGGGAUUUCAGCUUAAAGCCAGCUGAAUUCUUAAGGAAGCUCGCAAAGGGUGGAGUAUACAGAUUUACAGCCUCAAUCGAUGCUGGCGGUGUCCCAAUUCAUGUUGAGAUAAUAACUGGAAUCAGAUUUGGACGACCAGCUUUUGCUGUCGGGUUUGCCUUUGACCGGGAAUCUUUUGGAAAAGUUGCAGAAAAACUGUCCGGAAUCGGAGUGGAUUUCCUGGACAAACUUGGCUUUGAGUUAGAGAUUGGGGUAUCAUUUUGCCCGCCAGAGAGCCUUGGAUUUCAGGACCUCUAUGUGGAUGCCGAGACAAAGUUUUCAAAAGAACCGCUGCAAAGUUUUGUCACCACAAGCAUUCCUAGAGGAAUUUUCGCCGCGGCUCAAAUCGUUUUACCAAAAGACUGCAAAGGCAAUAAAUUCUGUGAAAUUGUUAAGAUGAUCGUGGGGCCAACUGCCAAGUGGUACAUUACAGGUCACUUCCAGUGGAAAAAUAUCCGAAUUGCUACAGGCUUUGCUAAUAUCCGUAUCUUUGAUGGCCUUUAUUUUCACAAACUUGAGUUGUACGUGGAGGCUGAUUGGAAUGCCACGAACAAGCAUAUAAAGAUGGGAUUCCGUGCAGACAUAAAGAUUCCAGUGAAUGGUGACAUUUAUCGCGAUGGUAUCAAAGCACCGAAUAGCGAACUGUUUCUGGUUGGUGUGUUGGAAUACGAUUUCUUACAACAGGAGGUUGCUGGAAAAUUGGGCAUGAGAGGAAUAUGGAAGAAAGCCUUCUUCAUUCCAUUUCUCGGCAUUGGCAACAUUUUCCUCGGGUUGACGUAUCAAGUUGGAGUGCCAUUUCCAGUCACUGGUGUGCAGUUUGGAAUGCGAGUUGAAUUUGGAUAUGAUUGUCUGAUACCAGCAGACUUUAAUAAUGAUGGUCAUUGUUUCGGCGGAAGUGGAUAUUUUGGAAUCGGAAAGCCUCAGUUUUUUUAUGCCAGCAUGACAGCAUUGACUCUUGGAAAAAUCAUUCGACUUUUGGGAUUGAAAUUCCCUCUUCCACCUCCAAUUGCCCAGACUGGCUUCCCAGAAGGCGUCGAGGGCUCAUAUUCAACAGACAAUGUUGAUCUGCGAAUCGCAGGCGGCCCGUACAUCUACAAAGGAUUUAUGAUCAAAGGACGAGUUAAUAUUCUGGGAUGGGAAAUAUUUGCACAUAUUAAACUAUCAGAUGUGGCAAUUUUUGUGGACUUGAAACCUGACCCAAUCAAUAUUUUGGGCAUUGUGAAAAUCACUCGUAGCCCUUCCGAGCAAGAUAAAGGACCUUGGUUUUAUGUUGACGCAAGAAAGACUCCAAUUUUCAUAGAGGCUUACAUUGAGGGUUACACAGAGCUUCUGGGAAUUUCAACUUACUGUCGGCUGAACUUAACAAUGACCCGAAUGGAACUACUCAUCCAAGGAAACUUCCUGAAUCUCAUCAAGGCUGAAUUGUUCGUGUUUGCAUCUUAUAGCAUCAUUUUCCCAAGUGCCGAGUUCUACGUCAGAGUCACAGUUGACUUAAGUGGAAUAAACAACGCAUUAGAUGCCGCCGCCAAAGCUGUCAAGGGAGCUUUCGAUGCUGCUCAAAAGAAGCUCUCUGAUGCAAGAAAUAAAGUCAUCCAAGAAAAGGAAAACUGUAAAAGAAAAAUGGCACUGAAGUGUGAUAACUGUAAAAAGCUCAAAUGCGCUCAAGCUGAACGGAACUGUAAAGGAUGGCUGGAUGCGGCUGGCAAAUGGAUCGGUGGGAUAGUUAAUGCAGCCGGCAAGUGGAUUAAGAAGACUUUCCAGAAAAUUGGGAAAGCUUUAGCUCCAGUUGGAAAGGCCAUCAAGAAGUUCUUUAAGGGCUGGAAAAGGAGAAGAGAAAUACAAGAUAUGCAAAAUGAAAAUUUUGCCCUUCACAUACGCAAACGUCGUUUUAUUAGCAAAAUUAUAUGCGAAGGUCUUGUAGGGGGAGGAUGUAAAGCGGUUUCUCACCUCUGCUAUGGCUCUUGUAAGGCCGUCGAAUUUAUCGGAAAGGGUCUCUGCAACGUCCUCGACAUCGCCGUUGGCUUCUUGAAGUUAACUGAGAUGGCCUGUAACUGGGUCAGCAAAGCGAUCAACUUUGUCCUGACUCAGCUGUUUAGAGUGCACAGCAUCUUAUUCGAGUUUGGACUUGCAGCCUACGCAGGCGGUGGACACAGCAAUUUUAUAUUCAACGCAGCAGUUGAUCUGACCAUAUUUGGAAAACGCCUUUAUCUCGCAAUCGGUUUCAACCUGAAUAAUCCUGUGGGAAGUCUAAGGGGUGGGGCCGAUAAAGCCACUGAUUGGUACAAAGACAAGAUGAAUCCCAAGAACCCCACGGAUACGGAGAAAAAUUACUAUGACAAUCCUAAUCCAUUUGCCGACUUUGAGAUGUCAGAAAUAUUCAUGAUAGAGAAUCAGCAAUCGGCCACAGAUGACAGACUAGGCCCCUGUCUCUUUGUGGAUUCCAAGAGUGAUGGCUCUUCUAUCAAAGUAACGGGUUGCAAUGCAACUGAUGAAAAGCAGAACUGGGCUUACACCCUCAAGGGGCAAAUAAUGAACUCAUAUUCAAAGCUAUGCAUUGACACAGAUGGAGCAACUAAGGGAUCAAAGCUGAAACAAAAAAAAUGUGAUCCGAGAAAAGACGAUCAGAACUUCCACUGUGACUUGACUGUCAGAUCCAUCAAGAGAAGAAGAGCAAAUCAGUGCUGGACCGUGGGUUCGACAAGUUUGGAUGGUCCAGGUUCAUUAGUUCACCUCGGCUCCUUAUGGUGCAUUCACCCGCAAGGCGGUGGAAUUAACGUCGGAGAGGGAACUAAGCUGCUUAUUCAUAGUGGGUGCAGCGAAAGCAGACUAGAGUUUGUUCUACAAAACGGUAAUCUGAAACACACCAAAAGUGGCAAGUGUGUACAGCCAAUGGGAGCAGUCAAAGAUGGUGUUGUUCUUGGUUUAUAUUCGUCAUGUGGGGGACAUCAGUUUAGCUUCACUGCUGGAGGAUCCUUACAACAUAUUGGAAGCAAAAAGUGUGUCAAUCCAAAAUCAGGAGCAAUGCGACCAAAAUCGAGCGAAGACUUAGUGCUUAAUAGCAAAUGUGAAAACAGCGACAGCUCGUUUACCAAGGAACACCUUCUGUUCAGUUUUAUUCCAACGGAUCCAUUCGUUCGCCUCGACAAGUGCCCCUAUUUUGAUCAAGCGAGACUGGAUCAGCGAUUUGAGGUCGUGGACGAACCAAUUGUCAGUGUGUGUAGCAAGUUUGCUAAAAAUCUUGCUUUCAAAAAGGGAACAGAACAAUCAAGCACUGCCUACAAUGGAUUCAGUAGCCGAGCAGUAGAUGAAAAUUAUUCUAGUAAAUAUGAUGACAAGUCAUGUACCCACACCAAGAAAGAACAGAAUCCAUGGUGGAGAGUUGAUCUUGGACGAGAGUACAUCGUGACAGACGUAAUGAUAGUAAAUCGGUAUAACCACUUCGAGCGUCUUAAGAACUUUGACGUCAGAGUUGGAGUCAAUAAAGAUAACUUACAGAAUCCAACAUGUCACGACCGCGUGAGGACUGUGGGCCAGGGUCAAGCUCUCAGGGUGCAGUGUGAUCCACCAAUCCCGGGACGAUACGUGUCAGUGCAGAUGUUUGGAGAAGGAAUUCUAACCAUGUGCGAGGUUACUGUAUACUCCAGAGUGGGUGCCCUCGCGGAUCUUUGUCAACUGGAUAAUGGCGGCUGCUCGCAGGUUUGUUAUAACCUGUGCAACCUGAAAGUCAAGUGCAGCUGCUGGCCUGGCUACACUUUAGCUUAUGAUGGAACAACUUGCAUGGAUAAAAAUGAAUGCCAGGCUAACAACGGCGGUUGCGAUGUCAUCAAUGGCGUUUGCGUCAACACUCCAGGAAGCUAUCAUUGUGCCUGUAAGAUUGGUUUCCAGCUUAAAGAGAACAGUGAACUCAUCUGCGAAGACUUCAACGAAUGCAACCUGAACAACGCGGGAUGUGAACACAUUUGUGCCAACAGUGAAGGCAGCUUUAACUGUGAAUGUAGAAAAGGAUUUAAGUUGAAAAAUGAUAAAUACGGAUGCGAAGAAGUUAAUGAAUGUGAUUUGCAAAAAGGUGGCUGCGAGGGUCAAUGCAGUAAUUAUGAAGGAGGAUAUUACUGCACUUGCCCAGCUGGUUAUCGACUGAUGGACGAUGACAAAGGAUGUGAAGAAAUUUACUGCCCCGCGCUUGAAGCUCCAUUCCGAGGCAAAAUCUCCCCCACAACCUGUACAGACGAUCGCUCAAAUAUCAGGCGCAACACUGUGUGCUCAUAUGGCUGUGUGGCUGGCCACAACCUCGCAGGCGGGAGCCAAUCCUUGGUUUGCCAACUUGAUGGAAUGUGGCAAGGAACUGUUCCUUACUGUAAAGCGGUCGUGUGUCCGAAGUUGACUGUACCAGACAAUGGCGGAGUGAUUCCAGCUUCAUGUUCCAGAACAGAAGUUGAGUACGGAACACGUUGUGUAUUUUAUUGUGAUGACGGUUAUGAACUGAAUGGGCCCAGGUAUUCGACGUGUCAGGCUGAUACUUCAUGGAAUGAAAUUGCACCGUUGUCAUGCGUGAGAGUUUACAAAGACCCAUGGAUUGCCUGUCCAAUCGACAGAGUGGAAGAUCUUGAGCCAGACAAGUCCACAGUAGUGCUUGGGUUCAAGUGGCAGCUUCCUCGAACCAACAUGAAGAACGUGAAAGUGUCGCCUAGCAACUAUGAUGAGAACUAUCCAUUCCCUGUUGGCAGACAUCGUGUCACGUGGAUAGGAACCAGUGAAAGUGGAACACAGAAGAGUUGGAGCUUCCACGUGACAGUGAAUGACGUAACGCCACCCUCAGUCCAAAAUUGCCCGGCGUCCUUCUCCGAUCGUACCAACUCUCUACAAAAGCAUGUCACUUGGACACCGCCAACCUUUAGCGACAAUGUAAAAGUGGUUAGUGUGUUAUCCAAUCGUCAGCCUGGAUUCGAGAUGAAAACUUUCACUUCUAUAACCAUACGAUAUACGGCUUCAGACGCCGCAGGAAACGUUGCCUAUUGCACGUUUAACAUAACUCUGGAAGGCUCAACAUGUGUGACAAUUGCUCACCCAAAGAACGGCAUGGCUGCGAAGCUUGGCUUUUUCCUGCAGUUGCGGUGUAAUCCUGGUUACUACUUCAAUCCACUUCCACCCGGACUGCCUCCUGGACAAAUGAUUGUCCCUUUUUAUCGGUGCAUGGGUAACAAGUGGAUAUCGCAGAAUGACCGAAAGUCUAUAUUGACCGAAUCCACAGAUUGCGUUCAUUAUCAAACUUACGUAGAAGGCUCACCAUGCCCCGAUGGAAGUUUAAAACAGGACUUUGGCGCGACAAGUAUAUGCUUAAACUGUCCAUCGGGAACCUAUGCUGACAACAAAACCAAAUCAUGUAAAGAAUGUACCCCUGGCUUCUAUCAGGACGAGGAUGGAAACAUGGGUUGUGUGCCAUGCCCGAAAAACACAUUCAGUGUUACAAAGAGAGCUAAAUCAAUUGGAGACUGCAAAGCUGUCUGUAACCCUGGUUACUAUUCUACUAAUUAUGGCGUUGAGCCAUGCGUUGAAUGUCCUAUGGACACAUAUCAGGACAAUGAACAACGAACUCAAUGUCACGCAUGCCCAGUUGGAACACAUACAGCCAGCACCGGAAGCACAUCUCCAGAAGACUGCCUGUCUCCUGUUCUUAUCACGGAAAUCAUUCCAUCACAGGAUUAUGCAACUUACGAGAAUGAAUCCAUUUCGCUUGUGUGCUACAUAGCAGGAGACCCGGCCCCAACAGUGUCGUGGGAAAAAAUUGGAGGCUCUCUUCCUUCCACGGACCGCCUGGCAAUAACCAAUAUAUAUGACCUGGAUGGAAAGUUGGCUGGCGUAGAAUAUGCCAUAUCCACUGCUGUUGUAGCUGAUUCUGGUACUUACAAGUGCACGGCUACAAAUAAGCAUGAUUCGGUCUCUAGGCAGGUCAGAAUUAGCGUCCAGGCGGGCUCACCACCCGGUGUCGUACCCCAAUAGACUAUAGACAACCUCUGGAGUGUGCUAUGAAGCGAUCACAGAGCAAAUAUCUCUGAUUAGAAUUCAUGGAUGUACUUAGCAGAGAGUGACAACAACCAUAGCAUUUACGUUGUAACUGAUAUAAAAUAGUGGCAUAAACCCAAUAAAUAUUGGUUGCGCUGAAAAAAGGAGCACAAAGAUUCUUCUGUCGCGAUAUGCUUAAAGCUCAAACUCUGCACGAGAAAAAGAAAAGCUAACGACUGAGUCCUUUGUUAUGGGGGAACGAUUUUAGCAUCGAAAAAGCGAUCGCGGAGGCUGUCACCACUCGAUUAAAGAAAAAACAAAAACAAAAAAAGAAAA